Molecule: messenger RNA, 2931 nt
Organism: Oryzias melastigma (Indian medaka)
Lineage: Eukaryota; Metazoa; Chordata; Actinopteri; Beloniformes; Adrianichthyidae
Gene: copg2
Product: COPI coat complex subunit gamma 2
Exons: 24
Coding region: 145-2766 (873 amino acids)
Biological process (GO): intra-Golgi vesicle-mediated transport; protein secretion; intracellular protein transport
Cellular component (GO): endoplasmic reticulum; Golgi membrane; endoplasmic reticulum-Golgi intermediate compartment
Molecular function (GO): structural molecule activity
Source: RefSeq, a predicted model, not a curated record
GUCAUUUGGUGGAACUGUUCUGACGUACGUUCCGUCGACGUGGACGCCGAACAGGAAGAGACUUUUGCAUUUGGUUACGUGGAAGUAGCAGGUUUUUCGUCCGAGGCUGCGAGCAUCUCCUGCCUUCGCCCUUAGACUUACAAAAUGAUUAAAAAAUUUGACAAGAAAGACGAAGAGUCUGGAAGUGGGUCGAACCCUUUCCAGCAUCUGGAGAAAAGUGCUGUGUUGCAGGAGGCUCGCAUCUUUAACGAGACCCCCAUCAAUCCACGACGAUGCCUCCACAUCCUCACCAAGAUCAUCUACCUGCUCAACCAGGGAGAGCAUUUUGGGACCACAGAGGCUACAGAGGCCUUCUUUGCAAUGACGAGGCUGUUUCAGUCAAACGAUCAAACACUGAGGAGGAUGUGUUACCUCACUAUCAAAGAGAUGGCAAACAUCUCUGAGGAUGUAAUCAUCGUCACCAGCAGCUUAACUAAGGACAUGACUGGAAAGGAAGAUGUGUACAGAGGACCUGCCAUCAGAGCCCUCUGCAGGAUCACUGAUACCACCAUGCUGCAGGCCAUUGAGAGGUACAUGAAACAGGCUAUUGUUGACAAGGUGCCCAGUGUAUCGAGCUCAGCGCUGGUGUCUUCUCUGCACAUGGUUAAGAUGAGCUAUGAUGUGGUGAAACGCUGGGUCAACGAAGCACAAGAGGCAGCCUCCAGUGACAACAUUAUGGUCCAGUACCACGCUCUUGGCCUGUUGUACCACCUGAGGAAGAACGACCGUCUUGCUGUGACUAAGAUGCUCAACAAGUUCACCAAAUCUGGUCUGAAGUCUCCGUUUGCUUACUGCAUGUUGAUCCGCAUUGCAAGCAAACUGCUGGAUGAAACGGAAGGAGGUCACGACAGCCCGCUGUUCGACUUCAUCGAGGGCUGCCUGAGGAACAAGAAUGAGAUGGUGGUGUAUGAAGCCGCGUCCGCCAUCGUCCAUAUGCCCAACUGCACCGCCAGAGAGCUGGCCCCCGCCGUGUCAGUGCUGCAGCUCUUCUGCAGUUCCCCUAAAGCUGCCCUGAGGUACGCCGCUGUGAGGACUCUCAAUAAGGUCGCCAUGAAGCAUCCAUCCGCUGUGACCGCCUGCAACCUGGACCUGGAGAACCUGAUCACCGAUUCCAACCGCAGCAUCGCCACUCUGGCCAUCACCACCCUGCUGAAGACUGGCAGUGAGAGCAGCGUGGACCGUCUCAUGAAGCAGAUCUCCUCUUUUGUGUCCGAGAUCUCUGACGAGUUUAAGGUAGUUGUGGUUCAGGCCAUCAGCGCUCUGUGUCAGAAGUAUCCCAGGAAGCACAGCGUCAUGAUGAACUUCCUGUCCAACAUGCUCAGAGAUGACGGCGGCUUCGAGUACAAGCGAGCCAUUGUGGACUGCAUCAUCAGCAUCAUCGAGGAAAACCCCGAGAGCAAAGAGACCGGCUUGGCCCACCUGUGCGAGUUCAUAGAGGACUGCGAGCACACCGUCCUCGCCACCAAGAUCCUCCACCUGUUGGGCAAAGAAGGGCCGCGCACGCCGCAGCCCUCCAAGUACAUCCGCUUCAUCUUCAACCGGGUGGUGCUGGAGAGCGAGGCGGUCCGUGCAGCUGCUGUCAGCGCUUUGGCGAAAUUCGGAGCUCAGAAUGACGACCUGCUGCCGAGCGUGCUGGUUCUCAUGCAGAGGUGCAUGAUGGACAGUGACGACGAGGUUCGAGACCGAGCCACUUUCUACAUGAAUGUGCUGCAGCAGAAGCAGAAGGCUCUGAAUGCAGCUUACAUCUUCAAUGGACUGUCCGUGUCUAUUCCUGGGUUAGAGAAGUCCCUCCAUCAGUACACGCUGGAGCCGUCGGAGAAACCUUUCGAUAUGAAGUCCGUGCCUCUGGCCACUACUCCCAUCACCGAACAGAAAACCGAAAUUGCACCUGUUGCAACCAGCAAGCUGCCGGAGAAGCUGGCUCCAUCCCGGCAGGAUAUUUACCAGGAACAACUGGCAUCAAUCCCAGAGUUCCAGGGUCUGGGUCCGCUCUUCAAGUCCUCUGACCCGGUGCAGCUAACGGAGGCUGAGACGGAAUACGUGGUGCGCUGCAUCAAACACACCUUCGCCAGACACAUGGUCUUCCAGUUCGACUGCACCAACACUCUGAACGACCAGCUGCUGCAGAAGGUGGUGGUGCAGAUGGAGCCGUCAGAAGCUUACGAGGUCGAACACUACAUUCCUGCGGCCAGUUUGCCUUACAGCCAGCCGGGUUCCUGCUACACUCUGAUCCGCUUACCGGAGGACGACCCCACCGCUGUGUCGUGUACGUUCAGCUGCACCAUGAAAUACCUGGUUAGAGACUGCGACCCCAACACCGGAGAGCCCGACGACGACGGUUACGAUGAUGAAUACGUGUUGGAGGAUCUGGAGGUGACGGUCGCAGAUCACAUCCAGAAGGUUCUCAAACCAAACUUUGGAGCGGCGUGGGAAGAAGUGGGAGACGAAUUUGAGAAGGAAGAGACGUUUGCUCUGGCUUCUGUUCGAACUCUAGAUGAGGCUGUAAACAACAUCAUCACCUUUUUGGGAAUGCAGCCAUGCGAACGCUCCGACAAAGUUCCAGAAAACAAGAACUCUCACGUCCUCUUUCUUGCUGGUGUGUUCCGUGGCGGUCACGACGUGCUCAUUCGAGCUCGCCUGGCGUUGGCCGAUGGCGUCACCAUGCAGGUGACGGUUCGCAGUAGCGAGGAGACGGUUGUGGACGUGAUCCUGGCGUCUGUGGGCUAAAUUCAUAUGCCAUCAUUUUUCCUUAUCACACUGAAGAAGUUCCAGAUUUCCUGUUGCCGUGGUUAUGCAUCUGUACAACCUCAAAUAUUUUAUAAUUCUGUCGUACUCGUGUAGCGUUUCUUCAAAUCUUUUGUUUCUGUAAAAUGUCAAAGCUGCAAUACACUU